Messenger RNA from Aaosphaeria arxii CBS 175.79, 2232 nucleotides. RefSeq lists its product as uncharacterized. The transcript has a single exon. The annotation marks the transcript as partial. The record is from RefSeq and is a predicted model, not a curated record. Lineage: Eukaryota; Fungi; Ascomycota; Dothideomycetes; Pleosporales.
CAGAUUGAGGCUACCGAAUCGUUCAAGUUCCAUUCUUGCUUCGACGGAUUCCAAUGCUCGAAACUGAAAGUGCCUCUGGACUACUUCAAUGGCACAUUCCCCAAGGAGACGGUCAGCAUCGCCGUCGCUAAGCUUCCUGCCAAAGUUCCCGUGGACGACCCUCGAUAUGGCGGUCCCAUCUUCAUCAACCCUGGCGGCCCGGGAGGAUCAGGUGUCUGGCAGGCAUUGAAUUCGGCCAGAGACCUCCAGCUCAUUGUAGAUGCCUGGCCAACGCCUUCGAGGUCUGCCGAUGAUGGUGGAGACGAUGACAAGUAUUUCGAUAUCAUCGGGUUUGACCCCCGUGGAAUAAACAACACGGAACCAGCAGCGAACUGCGGAAGGAGUACUGCGGCAACGUGGUCUUGGGCUCUGAGAGAGUCGACCGAGGGGAACCUCGAUAACUCAGAUGCUGCACUUGGGCGACUGUGGGCCAUGGAGCAUGCUUCUGGCGCAUCGUGUAAGCUGGCUUCGGAGGCCAGUGGGGGUUUUGAUAUCAAGCAAUACAUGACCACGGCAUCUGUUGCACGCGAUAUGCUGCAGAUGGUCGAAAAGCACGAUGAAUACAAUGCCGCGGUCGUCGCCAGACUUCAAGCCACGCAACCCAGCAGUAACGAUCCCGGGACCUGGUCGACACGAUCCAAACCCUCCCCAUCCCCCAAGCUCCAAUACUUGGGUUUUUCAUACGGCACAUAUCUCGGGUCGACCUUUGCAUCAAUGUACCCCGACCGUGUGGGCCGAGUGAUACUCGACGGCGUAGUCAACUCGGACGAUUACGAUGAAGCAUUGGGCGGCAACGAACUCGCCGACAACGAAAAGGCCAUGGCCUCAUUCUACACGUUCUGCGUGCUCGCGGGACCUGAGAUAUGUCCAUUGACCACUCUCACCUCCACGGCAAGAGAUAUCGAAGACCGCGUCCAAUCCAUCCUCGCCUCCCUCUACCACACCCCACUCCAGCUCCCCUCUACCUUCGGUCCCGAAAUCCUGACGUACUCAGACGUCCGAAACGUCAUCUUCAUCUCCCUCUACUCCCCACACAUCCUCUUCCCCUUCGUCGCCCAGCUCCUCUCCGCCCUCUACCCACCGGACCCCAACUCUCCCGUCCUCACAUACGUCGCAGCCGCCUUCCAAUACGCCCACACAUACGACUGCUCCGCGACCCCCGACUCCCCCAUCUUCAUGACCUCCACCGCGCAACACUCCAUCCUCUGCGCCGACAUCCCCUCCCUCACCUCCUCCAACCUCACCUCCUUCCAAUCCUUCUACACGACCCAGACCUCCAUCUCCCCAACCUCCGGCGCAAUCUGGUCCCUCAUCCGCCUCUCCUGCACCGCGUGGCCCAUCCGCCCCAUCCACCGCUUCACCUCCCCCUUCGGCGCCUCCAACACCCACCACCCCAUCCUCUUCAUGACCAACACCGCCGACCCCGUCACGCCCCUCCGCUCCGCACACAUCAUGAGCAGCCGCUUCCCCGGGUCCCGCGUCCUCGUCCAAGACGCCGCGGGCCACUGCGCGCUCACGAACCCGACCCCCUGCGUCGUCCUGCACGUGAAAGCGUACUUCCAAUCCGGCGACCUGCCCCCCAGGGACACGCUGUGUAGCUUCGCCUCGACGUCCCCUUUCUUCCUCAAUUCCCUUGAUGCCGAGUCAAGAUUCCACAGGAGCGUUGACGAAUUAUUCGCAGUCGGGGAUGAUGAGGUGGAGAUUGAGGAGUUGAAGUUGAAUAGGAGAGACGACGUCGUCAAGGAGGAAGCGGAGAGGGUUGGUAUCGAGGCGUGGAGUGCUGCGGGGAGGUUUUCAAGGGCUGCGGCCGUGAGUGGGGUCGGGUUGGGACGGUGGAGGGCUGGGUGGAGGGCUGGGAGGGCCGUUGAGGGUGCGCUUGGGAGGGGUUUUUAGGAAGAGAUGACGAUGACGACGACGACGGAGAAGAAGAAGAGGAAGAAGAGGAAGAAAGGAAUUGAAUGAAUGGGUUGGAUGAGUGGGUGAGUGGUGGUGGUGGUACGGAGAACUCCAUGUAGUUGUACUGUUUCUAAGCACUGAAAAUGACGAGCACACACACUCCUUAACUCUGAUUUCUUAUCGCGUUUUCAUCUACUUCAUACGACUAUAUCUCUAUAGGAGGAAGUCAUGCAUGCAUGCAUGUAUCCCCCCCCCCGUAAAACGAAUCUACACUCAGCAUUCUACCCAAUACCUCAC